Messenger RNA from Jaculus jaculus (lesser Egyptian jerboa), 1029 nucleotides. It is a transcript of the gene Utf1, whose product is annotated as undifferentiated embryonic cell transcription factor 1. The transcript is spliced from 2 exons. The coding region runs from base 1 to 1029 and encodes 342 amino acids. The record is from RefSeq and is a predicted model, not a curated record. Lineage: Eukaryota; Metazoa; Chordata; Mammalia; Rodentia; Dipodidae.
AUGCUGCUCAGGCCCCGGCGGCCUCCAUCGCUUGCACCCCCAGCGAUGCCCUCCCGGACAGAUUUCGACGUAGAGAUGCGACCGGACGAAGAAGACGCCCCGAGGACCCACUCCGAGGUCCCCACCACGCCGGGCGCGCUGACUGAGCCGGGGUCACCCAAGUCUCCCGUGUCCCCGGGCUCCGCACAGCGCACGCCCUGGAGUGCCCGGGAGACGGAGCUCCUGCUGGAUACGCUGCUGCAGCCGACUGUGUGGCGCUCGCUCCUGCUGGACCGGCGGCAGGCAUUGCCCACCUACCGCCGCGUGUCGGCCGCGCUGGCCCGCCAGCAGGUGUUGCGCACGCCGGCCCAGUGCCGCCGCCGCUACAAGUUCCUGAAGGACAAGCUCCGCGAUUCCCAGGGUCAGCCGUCCGGGCCCUACGACGCCCAGAUUCGCGAGCUCAUGGGGCUGCUGGGCGACAAAGGGCACAGGCGGGUGCGCCGCCGCCCCUCCGGGCCUGGGCGCCCCCAGCGCGGCCGCCGCUCGACCAUCACGGCCGUAGUGCCUGCUGCCGACGAGUCCGGACGCGCGCCGCGCCAGGACGCCGGAGACCCCGACCCGGCCAGCGCGCUAAGAUACAGUGCGUCCACUCUGAAGUCGGUAGACGACUCCCGUUGCGCUUCGCGCUCCCCGCCUGCCCCGACGGCCCUCUUCGCCUUGGCCCCAGAGCCCCGCCAUGUCCCUGCAUCCCCGCGGCCACCCACCCCGGACCCCGCCCCUGAGGAUCCUGAUGUGCCACCGCGCCUUCCGGAAGACCGCGCGUCCCCGCCAGCCGCGGUGCCGUCGCUGAACGCCGCCUUGCUGCAGACCCUGACGCACUUGGGUGACAUCGUGACCGUCCUGGGCCCGCUGAGCGACCAGCUGUCGACCCUGAACCAACACGUGGACCACCUGCGCGGCUCUUUCGACCAGACCGUAUCCCUGGCUGUGGGCUUCAUUCUGGGUAGUGCGGCCGCCGAGCGUGGCGUCCUGGGGGACCCUCCCCAGUGA